CAGACACGUACGCGACCACGAGUAAGCUGCUGCCCAUUACCACCAUCUCUCCCACCUCGAAAUGACAACUAUUACGCGCAAUCUUCCUUGGUUCAUCAAAGACCUCGGAGUGGCUGUCGUUGGCGAGAAAUGCUACACGUUGCUCGUCGAGGAUUUGGAUUUUGCCGACGUCGAGUGCUUGAAGUAUUCUCUUUCUAAGGGGCUGGGCGUUGGCAUUGUCAUAGGAGGCUCCAUCAUGAAAGUGCCCCAAUUAGUCCUCAUUGUGUCGGCGCGUUCUGCUCGUGGCCUGUCGUUGACCGCAUAUGUCCUGGAAACACUCUCGUAUGCGAUUACCCUCGCUUAUUCCUAUCGCAACCAUUUCCCCUUCUCGACCUACGGCGAGAACCUCUUUCUCACCAUUCAAAAUGUCAUCAUAACGUUCCUCAUAAUCUACUAUCCUUCCUCCCCCCGGUUGACGCGGAAUAAGCCAUCCACGCACCGCCUGGGCAUCGCCAUACUCUCCACGCUUGCCGUCGCCAUUUCACUCUUCUACCUGCCGACGACCACCCUGGCUCCUCUGCAGCUGGCCACGCUCCCUCUCUCGCUCUUCUCCAAGUUUCCCCAAAUCCAGCAGAACUAUCGCACAAAGAGUACCGGGCAGCUCUCAGCGUUCGCCGUCAUCUCGCAGAUCGGCGGCUGCCUCGCGCGCCUCUUCACCACUGCCACGGAGGUCGGCGAUCCGCUCGUGAGCGCCGGCUUCGCGCUCGCGCUCCUGCUGAACUGCGUCGUAGGCGCACAGCUGUGGAUGUACUGGGGCGCGGAUGUGAAAGAAGACCUGGCUCGCGUGCCGACGAUAGGCAUCACGGAGAAGGAUAGACACUGGCAGCCGGAGAGCCCCAAGGUCGAGGUGGUCGUCCCUCCGCAGUCACCCUCGAUGAGGCAGCCUGCGGGCCGGAAGUGGGCGAGAAAGGUAGAUUGAGUGCGAUAAGCUAGCCUGUUUAACCUAUUUGUGCGAUUUUGAUCAUCACCGCUAUGUUGCCGGAUCAUGACUGAGAGAUAUGUUCUAUGUCUCCUAUUUGACUUUUCUACCGUCAUCACGAAGCCUAUUUUGUCGCAUUACUCUGCUGCUGCGUGCGAGCAGAGUGCUCUCC
Messenger RNA from Laetiporus sulphureus 93-53, 1130 nucleotides. Its product is annotated as mannose-P-dolichol utilization defect 1 protein. Lineage: Eukaryota; Fungi; Basidiomycota; Agaricomycetes; Polyporales; Laetiporaceae. The coding region runs from base 62 to 958 and encodes 298 amino acids. The record is from RefSeq and is a predicted model, not a curated record. The transcript has 3 exons.